GAAUAUAAGUACCUUUCUUCCUCUCCAAGACGCUGCAAGUUUUUCUAUAAAAAAACACAUCUGUUCUUCAUCUUCUUCGUUCGAAGCAACAACAAUGGCGACACCGAUGGUAGAAGACGCAAGCUUCGAAGACGAUCAGCUAGCGUCUAUGUCAACGGAAGAUAUUCAAAGAGCUUCUCGUCUUCUCGAUAACGAGAUUCGAAUCCUCAAGGAAGAAUUGCAGAGAACUAAUCUCGAAUUGGACUCGUUUAAGGAGAAGAUCAAGGAGAAUCAGGAGAAGAUUAAACUCAACAAGCAACUUCCUUAUUUGGUUGGAAAUAUUGUUGAGAUUUUGGAAAUGAACCCAGAGGAUGAAGCUGAGGAAGAUGGUGCUAAUAUUGACCUUGACUCGCAAAGGAAGGGUAAAUGUGUUGUGCUAAAAACUUCUACUCGUCAGACAAUUUUCUUACCUGUGGUUGGUCUUGUGGACCCGGAUAAACUGAAACCCGGUGAUUUGGUGGGUGUGAACAAAGAUAGUUACUUGAUAUUGGACACAUUGCCAUCUGAGUAUGAUUCUCGAGUUAAAGCCAUGGAGGUUGAUGAAAAACCUACUGAAGAUUACAAUGACAUUGGAGGCCUUGAAAAACAGAUACAAGAGCUAGUUGAGGCUAUAGUCUUGCCAAUGACUCAUAAAGAGCGGUUUCAAAAAUUAGGGAUCCGUCCACCUAAAGGAGUGCUUUUGUAUGGGCCACCGGGAACCGGGAAAACUUUAAUGGCUCGAGCAUGUGCUGCACAAACGAAUGCUACUUUCCUGAAGCUAGCCGGACCCCAGCUUGUUCAGAUGUUUAUUGGUGAUGGUGCAAAACUUGUUCGUGAUGCAUUUCAACUUGCAAAAGAGAAAUCUCCUUGCAUCAUAUUUAUCGAUGAAAUUGAUGCUAUUGGUACAAAGCGGUUUGAUAGUGAAGUAAGCGGGGAUAGGGAGGUCCAGAGAACUAUGUUAGAACUACUUAAUCAGUUGGAUGGUUUCAGCAGUGAUGAGCGAAUUAAGGUAAUAGCAGCAACAAAUCGUGCUGAUAUUUUAGACCCUGCCCUCAUGCGUUCUGGACGAUUGGAUCGUAAGAUCGAGUUUCCUCAUCCUACUGAGGAAGCCAGGGCCCGGAUCAUGCAGAUUCAUUCCCGGAAGAUGAACGUUCACCCAGAUGUCAACUUUGAAGAGCUGGCUCGCUCUACGGAUGACUUCAAUGGGGCACAAUUGAAAGCUGUCUGUGUGGAAGCUGGCAUGCUCGCUCUUCGCCGUGAUGCAACUGAGGUAAACCAUGAAGACUUUAAUGAAGGUAUCAUACAAGUUCAAGCUAAGAAGAAAGCAAGCUUAAAUUACUAUGCUUAGGAUGCAAUUUCGGCAUCACGGUGUACAAGUUCAACCUAUUUGAUAUUUUUCAUGACUUUAUUUGUAUCCAAAUUUACAUCAUACGAUUCAACAGCUGCUAAUGUUGGACUAGUUUGUUUGUUUAGUAUCUCGCUGCUUGUCCAGUAACUUUGUUUUCUUUGUUUU
Molecule: messenger RNA, 1531 nt
Organism: Helianthus annuus (common sunflower)
Lineage: Eukaryota; Viridiplantae; Streptophyta; Magnoliopsida; Asterales; Asteraceae
Product: 26S proteasome regulatory subunit 6A homolog A
Exons: 10
Coding region: 95-1366 (423 amino acids)
Biological process (GO): proteasome-mediated ubiquitin-dependent protein catabolic process
Cellular component (GO): proteasome regulatory particle, base subcomplex
Molecular function (GO): ATP binding; ATP hydrolysis activity; proteasome-activating activity
Source: RefSeq, a predicted model, not a curated record